Meleagris gallopavo (turkey) is the source of this 580-nucleotide messenger RNA. It is a transcript of the gene QRFP, whose product is annotated as pyroglutamylated RFamide peptide. Gene Ontology annotation, biological process: neuropeptide signaling pathway; behavior. Lineage: Eukaryota; Metazoa; Chordata; Aves; Galliformes; Phasianidae. Gene Ontology annotation, molecular function: neuropeptide hormone activity; orexigenic neuropeptide QRFP receptor binding. The record is from RefSeq and is a predicted model, not a curated record.
GCAAUACUGGUACAUAGAGGGGAUGCUCCAUAGCAGGGGAUGCUCCACGGGAGGAAGCCCUUGAUGCCCCCAACGGAUGCUGAGCACUUUGCCAUCUCUCUCCCUCCCUGUGUCCCCCCAGAUGAGAGCAUCCUACUCGCUGUCCUGCCUCAUCCUGCUGAGCCUGGGGGCCUGCUGCCCACCCCGCGAGCACCGACACCCCGAGGAUGUGCUGGAGCCACGCUGGCGAGGAGCGGUGGCUGAGGCCGUGGGUCCCUGUGGGUGGGCAGCCCCGAUGCGGCGGCGAAGCGAGGAGCUGGGGACGCUGCUGGGCAUCGCCCGGGGCUGCGGGGGCUACGGGCAGCAGCACGGCGGGGGCCCACGGGGACGGCAGGAGGGCUCGGAGAAGCGCGGCGGUGGCGGCACGCUGGGGGACCUGGCUGAGGAACUCAAUGGCUACAGCAGGAAGAAAGGCGGCUUCGCCUUCCGUUUCGGGAGGUGAGGGCUGCGGAGUGAGCUGCAUCCCCACCAUUCCUGACGCCUCAACGUGGAGCAAAGGAAUCUGCGGGGUGGCUGCUGGGGUGCCCUGGGGAGGGGAGGC